GUCACGGGCUAACUCAUGGAGGGUGUUCAAACUUUGUUUGCACUUAGCGGUCAGGCCUUGCGCGAGGAAGCGUUUGUGCAUGCCAUUUGCCAUCAGAUGAGGGAAUUGAGUAAGGUUCGGCUCCAAGUUGUAUAAGAGGGCACCAUGAAUUCUCUGUGCUAACCCAACAACUUCUGAACUCAACAACCUCUACAUAUGGAUUUCACUCAUCCUCCUGUGCUAAUCGUAGGGGCCGGGCCAGUGGGCCUGGUAGCAGCGUUGACGCUCCUCCAGAACGGCAUCCCAGUUCGCAUCAUCGACAAAGACCCUAACCCUCGCAUCGGACAGCGUGGUGCCGCAUACUGGCCACGGUCCCUCGAACUCUUCAACUUCCUGAAUGUCCCAGAAAUCAACAAUCUGGCGACUCCAGCCCUUCCCGUCCGUUCGUACAAGCCCGGGACGAUGGAGCCUCUGAUACAGCCCCAGUUACUCCCGACUAUGAAACCUAACCCUGCGGUACCAUUUCAUAUCCUCAUGAUGAUGGGUCAACAACUCGUAGAUGUAAUUCUGAAAGGCCACCUUGCGAAGUUCUCUUGCUCUGUCGAGAUGGGAACAGAACUGUGCUCAUUUGAGCAGUCCGACGAGGGCAUUACUGCUGUUCUCGCGAAGAACGGCAUAUUAGAGACGUUCAAUACCAAGUGGAUGAUCGGUGCUGAUGGCGCUAAAGGUGUCGUGCGCAAGCAACUUGGGCUCACGUUUUUGGGCGAGACUAGACCCGGUGACCAACUUCUGACCGGAGAUAUCUGUUUGAAGAGCGAUAGUAUUGAUAGAGUGCAUUGGCACCAGUUUGGAAACUAUGCUGAACGAAGCGUGUUGUUGCAGCCAACAAAGGAAGUUGGAGAGGACGGCUGGCAAUUUUUUUUCUUCGGCCCUGAACUAGACAUGCCGAAGCUCGCUCAGAGCGAGGAGCUUGUCUUCGAGACCAUCACGUCCUUAAUACCAGCGGAGAUCACGUUCGACAAGGUGGUUUGGAUGAGCGCAUUCCAAGCCAAUAUCCGAAUGGUGGAUAAGUUUAGCGAGGGUCGAGUCUUUGUUGCAGGCGAUGCUGCUCAUGUCCAUAGUCCAAUGGGUGGCCAGGGACUCAAUUCAGGUGUGCAAGAUGCUUUCAAUAUAGGAUGGAAGCUUGCGCUCGUCGAAAAAGGACUCGCCGACAAGUCUCUUCUCGAGACAUACAGUGCCGAGCGUUUGCCUGUCAUUUCUGAGUUGCUCGACAUGACCACCACGAUUCUCGACAAGGCAAUCUCAGGAGAUUUCUCGCUCGCACGAACCCCGAAGCUUUUCAUGCUCGGCAUCAAUUGCCGAUUCAGCAACAUCGUCCUGGAUGAGUUUGUGCCUCCAGUCGAGGGCAGGCCUAUCAACGCCUACGGGGAGGAUUACGAGGGGCAUCUGGAGGCUGGAGACAGGGCGCCUGAUGCGCCCAAUAUGCUCCAGGUGGGGCGCGGAGAAUCCGAUGUGAAGACGCUUUUUGGUCUGUACAGACCCUGGUACCACACGGUGCUUGUGUUCGUGCCGAGUCUCGCUGAUGCUAGCCCGAUCUUGGGAGCACUGGAGGCAUUGGACAAAAGUGUCGUGCGUUCGGCAGUCGUUCUGCCCUCAUUGGCGUUAGCGACGGAUGUCGCAUCUCUUGCGGACCUCGUCCUUGUUGAUCAGGAUGGCCAUGCCCAUUCGGCUUACCUCGUGGAAGCUGGCAAGACAAAGGUGUUUGUGAUACGGCCAGACGGAAUGGUUGGGGCGAUUGUUCAUGGUGCAGAAGGCGUGAAGAAGUAUUUCUCGAAAAUAUUUUUGGACGCGUAGUAACCCGAAUAUCCCCUCUUUAGUAUUCACUCAUAUUUUCUUUACACGCACAAGUCAUCCCUGGUGUAUCACGUUUGUAACUGGAUUACGAUAUAGAAUUACACCAAUUUGUAGGAGUUCGAAAC
Messenger RNA from Suillus clintonianus, 1958 nucleotides. RefSeq names its product FAD binding domain-containing protein. Gene Ontology annotation, molecular function: FAD binding. The record is from RefSeq and is a predicted model, not a curated record. NCBI's taxonomy places the organism in Eukaryota, Fungi, Basidiomycota, Agaricomycetes, Boletales, Suillaceae. Bases 196 to 1833 code for a protein of 545 amino acids. The transcript is spliced from 12 exons.